GGCAACGGCGGAGGCUGGAGCGGGAAGGAGGCAACUAGUGGCACACACUUAAACAGUCAAGCUGCUGUUUACUCGUGAGCCGAGAGUGCUGAGAGACCUCCACAUCCUUAAAUAAAUGAUGUGAAACAAAAAUGGUUCAUCGUUUUCAUUUGCGCGGAACGGAGGAGCAGCUCCAUCUACCUUCUUGCUAGCUUACAUCCAGACUGAAACGUCAACAGGUGGAUUUUCCAUUAGCGGCGUCUAUCAAUGGCUUCAAAAGACUGGCAGCAUCCUUAUGUCAACAUAUUCAAACAUGUCAGAGUUGAAGACGGGAAGAGGUCGGCAAAAGAGGGAGAUGUGUCCACAUACACGGAUAAGACGCUGAGGUGUCCUGUGUUUAGGAUCAAGGGUCCUGUUCCUGCCAACAGCUACAUCCUAAUACCCAAAAACAGCAACAAGUCUCUGGGGCUCACGGGUCGCUUCUUCUACCUUCUUUUCAGGCCCACGCCGGCCAAGUACUUUGUGGUACACCUGGAUGUAGCAGCGGAGGAGGGCCAGGUGAUCCGAAUCUCCUUUUCCAACAUGUUCAAGGAGUUCAAGUCCACAGCUACGUGGCUUCAGUUUCCUUUCCUGUACGGAGCUGCAAAGGAUUCGGUUUAUGACAACACAUCCAAGUCUGCAAGACAUGGCUUGGUGGGUCCAGCUCCUACAUCAGUGCGUUGGACCUGCCUGAUGUUGGAUCUACAGUGUAUACUUUCUGCCUACCUCAGCCGCGGCUACAGUCACCUGAAGAGCAUCAAGCUUUGUGCUAACAUGGCAGUGAAAAACAUGUUUACUAGUGACCUGUUGCUAGAUCCAGGAGUUUCCUUCAGUGAAGCCAAACUAUUGGGUUUGGCCUCUUCUCGGGGCACAGGUCCUAUGCCCAGAGACAUGUCGUUCCCUCUGCCCAAGGGAGGCUCCUGGCAUGACAUCUAUGAUUACAUCAAGUUUCCCUCAGAAGGCACAAAGUUACCAUUUGAUUCCAUUCAAAAAGUCAACCCACAGCCAGAGACUAUAUGUUCUUCCAACCACAGAAGUCCUGUGAGAGAAGUCUCACAGUCUCGCUGCGUCGACCUCAGCAAACCAGUUCAAGACCGCUUGUCCCUCAUCCAGCAAAUCACCACCCCAAAACUACUCCCAAGGAAUCACACCCCCACGAUAACCAACAUACCCGAGCUGGGUGUAGUCUCCACGCACCAGGAGGACUGGCUUUGCUGUGAUGAUGGCCGACGGCAGGCGUCGACAGUCUCCAGUUCGCGCCAGUCUCCCUUUGAUACAGAUGAUGGUGGAGUUCAUGUUUAUGUGCAUCCCGAGGACGACUUUGGAAAACACGAUGAUGAAAGUGAAGAAGAGAUAUUGAUCACUCCUAUUCCCCGUCCUGUCUCCUUAUCAUCAUCCAAAGAAACCAAACAACGGAAGCUGCUCCCAGAUCCAAUGCUGAGGCUCAGUCGAAUCAUUGGCUUCGGAGGAGCCACUACUAAAUACGCGCUGUGGACUAAAUCAGGUGAUGAAGUGGUGUACCCAUGUCAUGCCAUCAUUGUGUCUAUGAAUAUAUCCUCUAACCAGCAGAGGUUCUUCAUCGGCCACACUGAUAAGGUAUCUGCACUUGCUUUUAAUGGCAACACAACACUACUGGCCUCAGCACAAACCGGCAACAACAGUGUAGUUCGAUUAUGGAACUACCACAAAGGAAACUGCCUGACCAUGUGCAGGAUCCACGCUCACUCAUUAUCCUGUCUCAGCUUCUCACACGGCGGAGGCAUCCUCUGUGGAGUGGGUAAAGAUAGCCACAAUAAAACAAUGGUGGUGGUGUGGAACACUCUGAACGUUAGCAAAGGUGGAGAGGUGACCAUCUUAGCCAAAGCACACACAGAAGUUGACAUUCACACCAUGAAGGUUGCCUUCUUUGACGACACAAGGAUGGUGUCUUGUGGUCGCGACAAUAUCCGUCUGUGGCGAGUACGGAAUGGGACACUGCGCUCCUGUCCGGUCAACCUGGGUGAAUACCACUCACUGGACUUUACCGAUGUGGCCUUUGAGGAGGGAACGUCUUUCAACCAGAAUCUUGAUGACCGAGCGCUAUUUGCCAGCAGUCGGAGUGGCCAUAUCUUUGAGAUCGACUACAGUAGAGUCGUUAUUAGAAAUGUGAGGAGGCUGUUGCCCGCGCAGCAGCAACAUGCAGAACACAGGGAGAAAUGGACUUUCAACACAGGUCCAGGCAUUGCCAUCAACAGCAUCAGUGUGUCCUCAUCAUUCUGUGCCACAGGCUCUGAAGACGGCUUCCUGCGACUCUGGCCCCUUGAUUUCUCUGCUGUCUUUCUGGAGGCGGAGCACGAGGGACCUGUGAGUGUGGUGUUGGUCUCAUCUGACAGCCUUCAGGUCCUGGCAGCCACCUCUACCGGUAACCUGGGGGUACUGGAUGUGAAGAGCCGCGGUUACAACACACUAAUGAGGUCACACACAGACACCGUGCUCGGCUUCAGUGUGGAUGGCAUUCAUCGGCAUCUGACAACAGCCUCAUCCGAUGGCACAGUGCGCAUUUGGAAUAUGGAUUCUUUGCAUCAGUUGUAUGACUUUAUGUCCGAGGACAGUCCCUGCUCUGUGGCCUUCCACCCGAGCGAGCAGAUCUUCUCAUGCGGCUUCAGCUCUGGGGUCAUCAGAGUCUUUGACAUCUCCAGUGCCAAGCUGCUGGCUGAACAUACGCAGCACAGAGGUGAAGUGGUUGGUCUCACCUUCUCUCCAGAUGGGGAGUACAUGUACAGUGCUGACUCCCGGGGUUCUCUGGCAUAUUAUAACUCCUCAGAGGAAGAGUACAACGUGAUGAAAGUUUCAUGUAAUGUGGUGGCCCGAGGCACCGAUCGCGCUCCAGACGCUCUCACAGUGAGCAGUGACAGCCGCUGUCUGGCUUUUGUGGGUCCCUCUGAGUAUGUUGUAACCAUCGCUGAUGCGAGGUCUCUGGAUGAGCUGCUCCAUGUAGAUGUGAGUAUUUUGGAUGUAGAGAGCCCCCGUUUGGAUUCUGCACUGAAGGUCUGCUUCUCUCCGGCCUCAAGCCAACACUUGUUAGUCACCACAUCUGCUAACAAGAUCCUCUGGGUUAGCACCAAGACCGGCCGUCUCCUCCGACAGGUCUCUAAGGUGCACAAACACCAGUGCUCCUCCCUGGCUGUGAGUGAAGACAGUCGGUUCCUGCUGACGGCUGGACACAAUGCCGUCAAAGUGUGGGAUUAUAAAAUGCAGUUUGACAUUAACUCACAGAUGUUCAUAGGCCACAGUCAGCCCAUUCGCCAGGUCAGCUUCACCCCCGACCAGAUGGGCGUCAUCUCAGUCGGAGAUGCCAUAUUUGUAUGGGACUUCCUGGCAGAUCCUGUUGACUCUCUGACUGAUCGUUGUUCACCUCCCAAACGAAGCUCUACCUCAGCUCUGAAACUAGACGCUGAAGUAAGCGAAGCACUGCUAUCCAACGGGAUGCCUAGACAGACUGCGCCCCUCCCCUCCUCACCGCCACCACGACUGGACAACAGCACCACAAACCAAGUGGACCAGGGAGCUUCAGGUUCCUUGUCUUUUUGUGAUGACACCAUGACAAUCCCAGCCAUUCCAGUCCGAGACACUAGUCCACGUCCUUCCUCGGAUCCCAGACCUGCUGUCCCCUUCCUCAAAGUCACAGACCUGCUCAGCAAGUCUCCCCUGAACACCAGUCACAUUGAAACCGUUGAGUCCCAACGGAAGAAGCCAGUACGUCCGGACUGUUACAGGCACUUUAUCCCACGUUUCAAGACCUCGUCUGCUGAUCAGGCUAUUGUAGCGCCACAGCCCCAAGAAGAGGGCAUCAAUCUGAAAGCAGUGAUCGGCUACAAUGGCAAUGGGCGUGACAACAUGGUGUGGAGCCCAGACCAAGGUUUAUUUGCGUACUCUUGCGGCUGUGUGGUGGUGGUGGAGUAUCUCCAUACAGGGAGUCAGAGGCACUUGCAGGGCCACAGUGAGGAGAUCUCCUGCCUUGCAGUCACAAAUGAUGCACAGACCGUGGCGUCGGCCGCUGGUGGCAGUAACGGAGGCAAGAGCCUCAUAUGCAUUUGGGACAUCCAGAAUGGAAGUUGUCGUAAAACCAUCUCUCACCACAAAGGGGAGGUGCAGAGUCUUACCUUUUCCCGGGACGACCGCCUCUUUCUGUCUGUCGGAGAUUUCUCUGACCCUGAGGUGGCUCUGUGGAGCACCAAGAACUUCCAGCUGCUGUGCAGUGUGAGUAUGUCGGCACCGAUUCACGCCGCCGCCUUCAGCCCCUCGGCAGCCGCCCAAAUGGCCUGCGUGGGCAGCCAUGGUGCUUACUUCUGUCUCAUCCACACACAAGGCCUGGAGUCAAACCUCAAGGUCCAGAAGGUGAGAGCACCAGAGGAGGUGGGCGAAGUGGAGCUGACUUCUCUGUGCUACCACAUGGACUCCUUUCUGUUCACUGGCACCAAUCGAGGACAUGUUUGUGUCUGGGACGUGAACACGCAGAGCUGCUUCAUGACCUGGGAAGCUGAUGAGGGAGAGAUCGGAGUGCUGCUGUGUCGAGGGAACCGUCUGUUGACAGGCAGCAACACCCGCUGGUUGCGACUGUGGGAGGUUGAAGCCGCACAGGGUAUGAAGCCUAGGGACAAGGGCUGCAAUGGAAGAGAAAGUGGGAUGGUGGUGAUGCUGGAGCGAGAGAUGAUGCUGGAUGGGACGACGGUCAGCGCAGCUUUUGAUAACUCAAUGGACAUGGGCAUCGUCGGCACCACAGCAGGGACCCUCUGGUACAUCAACUGGUCAGAUAACAGCAGCAUCCGGCUGGUCAGCGGCCACAAGACCAAGGUGAAUGAUGUGGUGUUCAGCUCUGACGAGAGCCACUUCGCCACCUGCAGCGAGGACGGCAGCGUGAGGGUGUGGUUGACCUCCAGCUAUGAGCUGGUGGUACAGUUCCAGGUGCUCAACCAGGCCUGUGGCUGUGUGUGCUGGAGUCCUUCCUCUAGAGAAGACCGUGCAUGUGUGGCUGCAGGUUACAGUGAUGGAACCCUGAGGAUCUUCCGGCUCGCCUCCACAGAGAUGGAGAUGAAGCUUCAACCCCAUCAAGUGGCCGUCACUGCCAUCCAGUACUCUGCUAGGGGUCAUGUGAUUCUUUCAGCUGGGAAGAAUGGUCUGGUAGCGGUCAGCAGCCCAAUAAAUGGAGCGACUGUUCGUGUCAUUAGGGACCACAAAGGAGCAACAGUCACCACGAUCCAGUGUGUGAACCAACAGUGUAAGAGUUUCGGGCUGGAAGGAAGCGAAACGUGGUUGGCCGCUGGCGCCGACAGACGCGUCAGUGUGUGGGCAGCCGAUUGGUUGAAGGACAAGUGUGACCUGCUGGACUGGCUGUCGUUCCCUGCGCCUGCCUACACCGAGGGCGACACCGUGCCGCCCAGCAUGGCUGCCUUCUGCCCAGCCGACCAUAGCCUGCUGGUUUACACCGGCUACGGGGUGGAGAAAGAGCUGUCCUUUUACAGCCUGGCUAAAAAACAGAUAGUGAAAAAGAUUUCCCUGCCCCACUGGGCCACAUGCAUUAGCCUCUCACCUAAGAGUCACCUGGUAGCUGUCGGAUCAAAAGAGCGGGUGCUGAAGUUGAUCGAGACGACCAGCGGCAGGUUUCAGGACUUUAUGCAGCACAGUGACUCACUGCAGACAUGUCACUUCUCUCCCACUGGAACACUUGCGUUUUCUGUGGCUUAUAACGAGAUCCUGCUGUGGGAGGUUCGUGGCCUCUGAUCUGUUCCAUCCUCCUUCACAUGUGCCUGAGUUUUAUUGUUACUGUAUAAAAUUAGAACUUUUUUAUCACAUUUGUAUUUUUAGCGAAAUGAGCGUAACUUGCGGAGAAGCCUUUAAGAUUCAUCUUAUUGGAGUUCAUUCAUUUUAAUCCUUUUUUAAAAUGAACUCUUUCUUUUAUUAAACAUCACUCAUGACUU
This is a messenger RNA of Mugil cephalus (flathead mullet), 5975 nucleotides long. RefSeq names its product WD repeat domain 90 (gene wdr90). Lineage: Eukaryota; Metazoa; Chordata; Actinopteri; Mugiliformes; Mugilidae. The transcript is spliced from 43 exons. The coding region runs from base 247 to 5778 and encodes 1843 amino acids. Gene Ontology annotation, cellular component: centriole. Gene Ontology annotation, molecular function: protein binding. The record is from RefSeq and is a predicted model, not a curated record.